AUGUUCGAGUUCUCAAAAAAAGCAUGGGCCAGAGUGAUGAAAGAUGCCGAUUUCGAGCUUGAGAAGAAGUUCCUGAAGCUUGGCGAUGAUGACCGCCCAACCUCUUCCAAAUCAUCUUCUUCUACCGAAAUUGGAAGCUCGGCACAUGAAGUGGAGUUCGCCUCACAAAUCGCUCGCUUGGAGGAGAAGUUCGAACAACUUCGAGAUGAUGUUCAGCAGAUUUUGCAGCUUUUCGAGCGCAACGAA
Messenger RNA from Mesorhabditis belari, 246 nucleotides. The record is from the annotation of a GenBank genome assembly. NCBI's taxonomy places the organism in Eukaryota, Metazoa, Nematoda, Chromadorea, Rhabditida, Rhabditidae.